This is a messenger RNA of Aplysia californica (California sea hare), 1701 nucleotides long. RefSeq names its product feline leukemia virus subgroup C receptor-related protein 2. NCBI's taxonomy places the organism in Eukaryota, Metazoa, Mollusca, Gastropoda, Aplysiida, Aplysiidae. The record is from RefSeq and is a predicted model, not a curated record. Gene Ontology annotation, molecular function: heme binding; heme transmembrane transporter activity. Gene Ontology annotation, biological process: transmembrane transport; heme export. Gene Ontology annotation, cellular component: membrane.
CGCAACGUAAACGUGACUCAUUUGCUUCAAGCCAAAUAAUUAAUGUAAUUGUGCAUGCAGUUCCCACAUUCCGACUUUGUGUGACAGUGUAACGACCGGACUAUAUUAUUCUCUAUCCUUCUGCGCCCCAACAUAAAUUCAACCACCAUGGCGACCGAAGCGUCCAGUAUCCAUAGCAGUCAACUGCCAAGUCCAGAACAGGGAGUCCAGGACGGUACUGGAAAGGUUAACGCCGCUUACGAGCCCGACGGGACAGGAGUAGACAUCCAGAGCCAAUCCGACUCAAAGACGCCCAAGUCAGUGGACACAGGUCAGAACAGCAUCAAGCUUCUGGGGCCAGAUGCCGGGAAGGGGGACAAGGACGGUGGUUUUGAGGAAGCCACCCCGAGAGUCUACAAGAGGAGAUGGUUGAUGCUCGGUCUCUUCUGCCUCUAUUCCUUCAGGUGGGCGUGGCUAUAGGUUUUGUCCUGCCGCCCAUGUUGGUGCCUAACUCAGACGCCAUGGAAGAUCUGAGCAGGGACUUCUACAUCAUGUUUUACACCACUGCCGGGGUUACUACGGUCCUCUUCUUCCUCAUCAUCAUUUUUUUCAAAGAAAAGCCUCCCCUCCCCCCUAGCCGGGCCCAGCAGCUGGCGGUGGAGGCGGCCACCCACGAGAACUACUUUGCCUCACUUCUCAGACUCAUCAAGAACCGGGGCUUCGUCGUGCUGACAAUCGCUUAUGGGAUAAACACAGGUUCUUUUUACGCUAUAUCCACGCUGCUGAGCCCUGUGGUGCGGUAUUAUUUUGAGAGUAUAGUAGGUGCCCAGUCAGCUGAGACGAAUGCUGGACGUAUCGGACUGACCAUUGUUUUACUUGGCGUGGCUGGGGCGGUCGUGGGUGGAAUCUGGCUGGACCGGACGAAGACUUUCAAGUCGACCACAAUCGCCAUCUACGUCAUGUCUCUGGCUGGCAUGGUGGCCUUCACCUUCACCCUUGACCUUGGUCUCUUGUGGGUUGUCUACGUCACAGCAGGCUCUUUAGGGUUCUUCAUGACAGGGUACCUACCUGUAGGGUUUGAGUUUGCGGCUGAGAUUACCUUCCCAGAGUCUGAAGGGACAUCAUCUGGCCUUCUCAACGCAUCAGCUCAGACCUUUGGUAUUAUCUUCACUCUUGGCAUGAGAGCUAUGACAGAAUCGGUCAGCGUAUUGUCCGCCAAUAUCUUGGUGUGUGUUUUCCUGCUACUGGGCGCCAUCAUGACAGCUAUCAUCAAACCUGACUACCGACGGCAAGAGGCAGGAAAACAGAUGGUGGCAGAGGUAUUGGGCCAAGAGACAGAAGUCAUAGUGGAAGUGCCCGGAGCUGCGAUUCGAGACCCAAAGGACGAACUACUUGUACAGAACUCAUAACAUAGACUGUUUUGUGUAACUUUUGUAACUGUGAAAGAAUCAAAACGAUAUCACUAGAGCAGGGGGCGGGGUGGAGGGUGUAAGGGUACUGCAGGGAUGGAGGGAGAGGGCGGCAGAAAAACAGAGAGAGACAUAGAUCUAGAGAGACAGAGAGAGUGAGAGAGAGAACUAUGAAGGGUGCCCACAGUGACAGGCCCAGAUGAUUUCAUAUGACUGUCUCAGUCAUUUUAAGCAAGAAAAAUUCUGAAAUUAUGCAAACUGAGCCCAAAAAUGGGAAAUUAUGCGAUUCUCUUAAUUUUAACAAAGAAUAAAA